CUCACAUAGGUCUAAGCAACUGACUGCAAGGAAGGAACUCGAACGACAUCAAAGGACUUUGAAUACUUAUUAUUAUUACAACAUAUUGGGCUCUGAUCUCCCAACAAUUUAUAAUUCCUAAGGUUUAAAUAUAUUUUCUAUUGUUAUAGGCAUAUUUUGCCUAAUUUACAAAACGGUAACUGUUUGACCUGCGUUAAAUAUGCCUUCAGAGAAGACAUUCAAACAAAGGAGGACAUUUGAGCAAAGGGUAGACGAUGUGAGACUGAUUCGAGAGCAACACCCCAACAAGAUCCCGGUAAUCAUUGAGAGAUACAAGGGAGAGAAGCAGCUGCCCAUCCUGGAUAAAACCAAGUUCCUGGUUCCUGACCAUGUCAACAUGAGCGAGCUGAUUAAAAUCAUCAGGAGGCGACUCCAGCUGAAUUCCAACCAAGCCUUCUUCCUGCUGGUGAACGGCCACAGCAUGGUCUCCGUGUCGGCAGCCAUCGCUGAGGUGUAUGAGCGCGAGAAGGAUGACGACGGCUUCCUCUACAUGGUGUAUGCCUCGCAGGAGACUUUUGGAACUAUUGUCCGCCAGUAACCACUCUCCACACCAUGCCAGCCCUCGGACAAUGAUUCCCUAAAUACAGGCCCUUCCUUCAACCCUUGCUUUUUCACAACCCUAGCCAAGACAAUAGGAAACCAGACAGACCUCUUCUUCCCUACGCUUAAGGGCCCUUUAUAGAUAUUAAAAGUCAUGUCCUGCGCCUCCUCAUACUCUGGCCCUAUCUAUUACUGAACGCCUCUCCCCAUACCUCCAACCAAGUGUUUAGGAAAAGGGAUUAAGUAGUUAUGUUUGGGUUGUUCACUGUAUACGGUGGAUUAGUAUAGCAGAGAUGAUUGUCUGUUCGGUUUGAGUUGCCACGCACAAGACUCAAACACUUCACAGCUUAAAUGUCUGCUUUAGUCCAUCAUGGUUGAGUUUGGUUACAGAAAUCCCCAGCUUUUCACUGGCAUCAGUUGAGUUUCGCUAAACUUGAAUGAGCUUGGUCUUUUGGAUGAAGCUUCAAUCACAAAAGCUGCUGAGGGAUUUGGUAACAGUUUAGUUGAAGCAUUGAAUCCAAUAUGACUGACAUGGACAUAUUACUGCCACAAUAACAUGUGUUUUAUCAUGCGGUAAAGUCUCCAAUAAAGGGUGACUCAGGCCAACCGCUGUGACAAAAUUACUGUUUCUACUUCCUCUUAGUAUUUCCUUUUGCAAGCUGGAUGAAUAUUCUAGGCAAACUAUAGGCUUUACUGUACAGUAUUCACACACGUUUACAAGGCAACAUUUUUAAUGCGUUCAGUUUGGCUAUUAAUCUCUCCGUGUGGCUGUUAAGCAAAUUUAUAAGGCUUCAGAGAUCAUUUUACAUUGCUCCAUACUGAAAUUAAUUUGUUUUUAUUUCCCUGCCUGUCUCUACCUAAACGAUAUAUGACCGACUCCUUGUUAAAAAAAAAUGCUAUGCUAAAGAAAACCCGCUAUGAUGAUUGUAAAAAGAAAUAUGCCUCAGUGUGUACAGAUAUUGGAAACAUAAAAGGAAUAAAUCAACUAACCUUGAACACUAUGAUAGGUGAGAGUAUGAUGAUCACAUGUGUGAAAGGGUCAUUGAUGUGGGAUAAUGUUGAUGUCAGAAGUAGGAUGUGGGGUUGGUGGCUGGUGUGGACUGGGCCAGCAUUAUGGCUGGGUCAGUCCACCAACCAACUAUUCGUCACUUCCCCUCCUGGAUCCACACCUGCCCUGGGGCUCUGGAUAGAGCAGAUCCUGGGGUGAUUUCACGCUUUUGUUUAAUAGAGGGAUAUUUACGCCUUUAUAAUGUGUGCUGUUGUACUCUCCCCUCUUGCUGUCCUCUCAACUGUUAAAAGGUUACGAUGCCUUUUUGUCUCCACAUUUUUGACAAUUAAUCAUUCUUUUGUUUGUAUUUAAUGUGAUAAAAUUUCCUUGUACAAAUGUUCAUAUGCGAUAUGUGUAUGUAAUAAAUAAGAAUAAUGCUAUGAUCAGUU
This is a messenger RNA of Esox lucius (northern pike), 2016 nucleotides long. It is a transcript of the gene map1lc3b, whose product is annotated as microtubule-associated protein 1 light chain 3 beta. The transcript is spliced from 4 exons. The record is from RefSeq and is a predicted model, not a curated record. Lineage: Eukaryota; Metazoa; Chordata; Actinopteri; Esociformes; Esocidae. Gene Ontology annotation, molecular function: ubiquitin protein ligase binding. The coding region runs from base 200 to 577 and encodes 125 amino acids. Gene Ontology annotation, biological process: cellular response to nitrogen starvation; autophagy of mitochondrion; autophagosome assembly. Gene Ontology annotation, cellular component: autophagosome membrane; autophagosome; cytosol.